Molecule: messenger RNA, 1232 nt
Organism: Sardina pilchardus (European sardine)
Lineage: Eukaryota; Metazoa; Chordata; Actinopteri; Clupeiformes; Clupeidae
Product: angiopoietin-related protein 5-like
Exons: 7
Coding region: 303-1103 (266 amino acids)
Source: RefSeq, a predicted model, not a curated record
GUGUUUGUGAAGUCUGGCCUGAAAGAACAGCAAUGUGAACCAGUCAGGGGAGAGAAGGAGAAAGAGAGGAGUUGUCUGAACUGCAGGAAUCUGUUUUAAUCUUUGAACAAACAUAACUUUACAUGGUAGGCGCAUUCGUUUAGUUCCCAGCAUUUGAGUCAUUUCCUAGUGAGGACAUACUUUGAAUUCUAAUGGUCUGUUUGGAACUGGAGAACGUCUAGGGUAGGGCAUUACAAAGGCUGGGCUUUGAACUGCCUCGCGUGUGAAAGUGAGCACACUUUGGGACUUUGAAACAAUAAACUAUGGAAACAAAUCUGUCAACUAUAGUUGGACUGCUACUCCUCUGCACCCUCACUGACCAGACCCAUCCGCAUAAGAUGCAAAGAUCCACAUUAACAUCUCAAGGCCAAGACUGUACAGCCAUCAAAGCUUCCACUCCUAAUGCCCAAAGUGGAAUUUACUUUAUACAGCCAAAAGGAGUUCAGAAACCUUUCAAGGUGUACUGUGAGAUGCUGGCAGACGGGGGCUGGACAGUGUUCCAGAGACGUAUAGGGGGGAGAGUAUCCUUCCAAAGAAACUGGGCAGAGUACAGACAUGGCUUUGGAUACCUCAUGAAGGAUCACUGGUUGGGCCUGGCCAAAGUGUGGGCUCUUACCAAGAGCAAUGAUCAGACGUCCACCCUCAGAGUGGACCUGUGGGACUUUGAGGGGGGAUCAGCUUUCGCAGAGUACCGAAAUUUCAAAAUUGGUGGUGAGCGGGCUGCCUACAAACUGAGCGUGGGAACAUAUAAAGGCACCGCAGGUGAUGCUAUACGUGGAGCAUACAGUGGCAUUGACCAGAAUGGCUUUGGAUUCAGCACGAUGGACCGAGACAAUGACGGCUGCUCUCCGUGCGUCUUUGGAGACAUCGCUGAGCGCGAGUGCAGCAGAUCUGAGGGUGGGAGCGGCUGGUGGUUCAGCCGCUGUGGCUCUGCCAACCUCCACGGAGACUGGCACCCAGUGGGGGACAACAUAGGCUGGGCGUCAGGGGUGCACUGGCACACGUGGAAAGGCCCGGCCCCGUACUCCCUACAAGCCACUCGGAUGAUGGUCAAGUCUGUGUGAGGACACCUCAUCCACUGUGACACUCAGAGGGUGCCUCUCAUUCAGCGUGUAUACGUCCUCCCUCGCUCCUCGGGCCUCGAUCCUCACUGAUCUACAUAAAGAAUGAUGGGGCGGCAACAAUGGGAUAGU